This is a messenger RNA of Zerene cesonia (dogface butterfly), 1115 nucleotides long. RefSeq names its product protein FAM92A (gene Fam92). The transcript has 7 exons. Gene Ontology annotation, cellular component: ciliary transition zone; ciliary basal body. Lineage: Eukaryota; Metazoa; Arthropoda; Insecta; Lepidoptera; Pieridae. Bases 78 to 1034 code for a protein of 318 amino acids. The record is from RefSeq and is a predicted model, not a curated record. Gene Ontology annotation, biological process: cilium assembly.
AAAUAGAUGCACAUUUACGCCAGCAAUACUUAAUAAAGCUCCUUUUAAUAAUUAUUUUCUUGUGGAAGUAAUACACUAUGUUUCGAGGAGAUAGUUCACACUCUUUAAGCUAUGAACAACAGGCCAAAUUUAUACUCGAUCGUAUUACAAACGUAGAAAAGAAUUUCGGCGAACUAUGCGUCGGCUUUGGUGACUAUACAAGAAAAACUGCCAGACUACGGGAUAUGGGAGAUGAACUCUCCAAAAUAAUUAAGGAAUACGCAAACAACGAACUGGUAAACAAGUCUCUUAGUACUGGUUUAGAUAACUUAUCUUUAACGCUAACAGCUAUUGAAGAAUACAGAAAUUGUGCUGUUCAAAGAUUAGAAGCAAAGGUCAUUGGAGAGCUCUGCCAAUAUGAAAACAUUUGUAAGCAUGCGAGAGAAGAACUAAAACACACCAUGAGUGUUAGGGAAAAGGAGAUGGCAAGAAAAAAGAUUCUAGACAAAGCUCGAGAGAGACAACCAUUCAACCGCCAACAGGUGACAUACGCAGAAUCGGAACUUCUUAAAGCAUCCGCGGAAAUGUCUCGCACCGCAAAAGGCUUGAGUGAACUUACCGAGUUUUUUGAGCGUCGCAAGUUGCAGCAACUAAAAGCCCUACUGACCGAUUUCGUAAUGAUCGAGAUGACGUUCCACUCGCGUGCAGUGGAACUAUUUACGGUCGCGUACCGACAAAUUGGUGAUAUAAAUGAUAAGGCUGACUUGGAGAAUUUCAAACGAAAGUUGCGCUCUCCUGAAAAACCUGUCAGCACUGGAAUAUCGGCAAGAUCGUCAUCGCUAGCAUCCUUGAUGAAUCCACAGCUGUCUCCACUUAAAGAUGAAGAGAAUUCCGUGAAUUUUGGAGGGUUCCGAUCCCCCGAAAACAAUUUGAAAACAAGAUCAAGCUCAAUUGCAUCUCUUAUGAACCACUCAUCAUCUAAAGAUGAAGACGAUACUUCGGAAACGGAUGAAUCUGAAGAGCAAAGUUCUACAGAAGAAACAGAAUCAAAAUGAACUUGAUGACACUUUGUUUGAUGACGUAGCCAUUUUACCUCAUCGAAAGAAAUUAAAAAUAAAAAUUUUAAGAGAGAUUGC